AUGUCCUCUUUGCUGCGUCCUCAGUUCUUCUGUACCCGCCCCAAUGGCACUCUCACCCCUGUUAUUGCAGUUGAUGAGCUCCCCGCCCAUCUUUCCAUUCGUGGCGCACCUCGUGUGUUAUCUCCAAACGAGACACAAGGUAUGACAAGCUUGGGAACUGUGACCCAGCGCGGCCAGUUAUACACUGUUGAAGGCGCUGUCGCUAUUGCGAGUCGUCCCUCGUCUGCUGGCGGCACGAACCACCGCUCCCGAAACCAUGACCUGCAGUCUUCGCUCAUGAGGAUCCUCGCCGACGAAAAUAUACCCUAUAACCAGCGCAUGGCACUUAGCGUACUGCUUCAACACGGAUUUUCUCAGAACUGGCAGGUAACCAAUCCUCCCGCCCCUGGCUGGCUGGUUCCCAACAACGGUGGUACUAGUCCUGGAAGUGGAAGCGGCCACCAGUCCCAUUUCCGUAACGUGAAGAAGGAGUAUUGCUCCUACUGGAUACGCCAUGGUGAAUGUGACUAUCAGCAACAAGGAUGCCUUUACAAACACGAGAUGCCCCAUGAUCGCUCUAUGCUGGAGAAGCUUGGUCUACGAGACAUUCCUCGCUGGUAUCGUGAGAAACACAACAUACCGAGUAUCUUGCCAAACGGACAUGGCCAUCCCCGCCCUCAUACCUCGAAUGGUCACUCUUGGAAGGAUGAUUCCGCUCUGAAAUCAAUCCAAUAUUCUACCCAGCUGGGAAUGAACGCAACUGGCGAGCCUUCCAACGUUGAGAAAGUUACCAAACAGAAGCCCGCAGCCUAUCUCCCCACACAGCAGCGUCAGCAGGAAACUUCCCUGCCUGGAGCUUCCCAGAUGGCGUUCCGUCCUAUGAGCUCACCUACUGCUCAGUUUCCUCAAGCGCAGACACCUACAACAUCCCCUGGGCAACUAAACACUGGAAACAAGAAGAUCGAUCUUCUUUCCUUGGUCCAUGGAGAUUACAUGCCAAACAAUAACUUGCUCUACCGUCCGUCCGAGACCGGCUUUGAUACAUAUGGAAACUCUCUUCAUGACGACCUAGUUCGCAGUCUCCAGUCUCUUACCGAUACCCCCAAUCUCACGGGUGCAGACUAUUUUACAGGUCCAUUUGACUCCACUGUAGGUUGUGGCCGCCUCAAGAAUACACAGAGGUCACGCCGGUUGUACCAGGGAACGCAGGGCGCCAUACCUGACAGUGUCCAGGGACCGACUAGCACUGACUCCUUGCAUGGCUUCCAUAACCAGGCCACAGCAUCGUCUAGUGGCGCCUCCCCGACGUCUAAGACCACUGGUUCCCAGCUUGCCAGCCCAAUGGCAGACGGUGCUUGCGGAAGUACUACAUCGGAGCCCCCCACUCGUGGUCAAUCUCCUACUUCUCUGUCUUCCGGCCCUAGCCCUGGUGUUUUCCGAGGUUGUGGAAAAGAAAAAGGACACAGAAAGGCCUUCGGUGCAACCGGAACUAAGAGGCACUACAGAAAACGAUCCGUAUCCGAAGAUGACGACAUGUUCUUCCACGGAAGGAAGUAA
Aspergillus puulaauensis is the source of this 1536-nucleotide messenger RNA. RefSeq lists its product as uncharacterized. The record is from RefSeq and is a predicted model, not a curated record. Gene Ontology annotation, molecular function: metal ion binding. Bases 1 to 1536 code for a protein of 511 amino acids. The transcript has 3 exons. Lineage: Eukaryota; Fungi; Ascomycota; Eurotiomycetes; Eurotiales; Aspergillaceae.